GACCAUCAGUUUUGAAGGCUCGCAAUCACCCACCACCAAUUCCUCUGAUCCGACAUUCUUUCAUUCGCGUAUACUGAUACUACUCCAUCUUCUCAGUGCUAUCAUAUUAUAGAAAAAAAUGUCGUCUUUUGCGCUGGAGAAGGAAUCGCCUUUGGGCUUCCUCUUCGAUAAUGCUGCCGCCGGGGCCUUGUCAAAUGCAUACAAUACUUUCCAAGAGAAGAGGGAAGCGCUGGGUCUCUCAAACCCUGGAACAGUUGAGAACAUUGCUAGAGAAGUUCAACGCGAUGUAUUUCUCAACAACUACACAUUCUCUGGUCUGAGAGCGGAUCUCACCAAGCCUUUCAGCAUGGCACCUUUAUUCCAAGUCUCCCACGCAUUCUCUAUGGGAUCUCAAGGCUUACCCCCAUACACAUUUGGAGCGUUGUUUGGCACAAGCAAGAUCUUUAUGCAAGGAAACAUGGACAAUGAAGGGCAACUUACCACUAGAUUCAAUUACAGAUGGACCUCAGCUUUCGUUACCAAGACACAACUUCAAGUCGCCCCCGGUCAAGCUAUGAUGCAAUUAGACAACGAGUAUACCGGACAAGAUUUCACAGCUUCAAUCAAAUCUCUCAACCCUUCGAUACUUGACGGAGGAUUUACCGGUAUUUUCAUUGGUCAAUAUUUACAAGCUGUGACUCCAAACCUUGCUUUGGGAUUGGAGGCUGUCUGGCAACGGGCAGCAAUGAACCAAGGACCCGAAACUGCGGUAUCAUAUUGUGCCAAAUACAAGGGUAGUGAUUGGAUUGCUAGUGCUCAAUUACAAGCGCAAGGAGCUGUCAACACAUCGUUCUGGAGAAGAUUGACAGAUAAGGUCGAAGCUGGUGUGGAUCUUAACUUGCAAUUCGCAGGGCUGUCUGGAGCUGGAAUGAUGGGAGGCCCAAUUAGAAAGGAGGGUGUCACAACUGUUGGUGCCAAGUAUGACUUCAGAAUGUCUACUUUCAGAGCCCAAGUUGAUUCAACCGGAAAGUUGAGCUGCUUAUUAGAGAAAAGAGUUGCGCCACCUGUGCAACUUACUUUUGCAGCUGAGAUGGAUCAUUUCAAGCAAGCAGCAAAGAUUGGAGUAGCAGUUUCCAUCGAAUCUGGUGACGAAGCUGUCGAAGAACAAGCAAUGGCAGUCGGAGGUGCCCCACCUCAAAUCCCAUUUUAAACAUAUGGGGUUCGAUACAAUGCUUCCCAAAGCACAUCCUCCACUCCCAAAAUUAAUCGAAUUUUAAUGCCAUAACAUAAAAACCUUUACGAACAAGAUCAUGUACACCGACUCGCCACCUACCUUAUCUACCUAACGGACUCAUUUUUGCUAUGCCAGACCUAUAUGAAAAGCUUCUUCAUUUUAUUCCGAGAUGUUUUAUCACAACCACAAACCUCGUUUCGUUCUACCGCUGGAAGAAGAGGUACAUUUUCUGCAUGCAUACCCGAAACAAAAGAUGAUCCACCCUUUUCCUUUUCUUCUAUCAUAUCAUAGACUUUCUUUAUACCUCAUGCUCUCAGGGACCUGCGUUGUUGGAGCAGCAUAUCUGGAAUUUGGUUCGGAAUGGAAAGCAUUGCGAGUGCUUUUGUUUAAGAUAGCGGAUAGGCUGAUGCGAAACUGGGCAUGGAUGAUGCAUGAGAUAUCAUGAGGGAGGUGUUAUAUGAGGAUGAGUACUUCUGUAUUAUAGUGAUUCGAUUUUGCAGCGACGACGAUGGGAGGGAGGCAUGAUAGUAUUUGUCACUGUAGAUAUCUAGCUGUGUAUAAAAGACAGGAUAUGAUUGAAUAUCCAUGGAAACGACGUUCUUACA
Messenger RNA from Botrytis cinerea B05.10, 1818 nucleotides. RefSeq names its product Bctom40 (gene Bctom40). The coding region runs from base 119 to 1189 and encodes 356 amino acids. Lineage: Eukaryota; Fungi; Ascomycota; Leotiomycetes; Helotiales; Sclerotiniaceae. Gene Ontology annotation, biological process: protein import into mitochondrial matrix. The transcript has 3 exons. Gene Ontology annotation, cellular component: mitochondrial outer membrane translocase complex; mitochondrial outer membrane. The record is from RefSeq and is a predicted model, not a curated record. Gene Ontology annotation, molecular function: transmembrane protein transporter activity.